AUGAGGAAGAGGAAGACCAGCAACAAGACCGGCAAGCCCCAGGACGAGGGUGCCGAACAGGGGAAGGGCGCGAGUGGCUCAUCAACGCCCAAGGUGGAGAAGCUCGACAUCGCGGCGCUCCUCGACGAAACCAAGACCAAGAUCAACUCCAUCUACCGGUACGUCGACGUGCCCCGGGAGAUAUUCUCCACGCCCAUGGUGGUAUUUCUGGGCAACCACUCCAGCGGCAAGAGCACCUUCAUCAACCACCUCCUCAACGAGCCCGACCUCCAGACGGCCGGCCAGGCGCCGAUGGACGACGGGUUCACGCUGAUCUGCCACGGCAACUCGCGGGACGAGCAGCUGGGUCCGGCGAUCGUGAACAACACGAAGCUGCCCUACACGAGCCUGUCCAACAUCGGGGACCAGUUCGUGGAGCACCUGAAGAUGAAGUUCCUCCCGCACCCGCUGCUCAAGCAGGUCACGCUGGUGGACUCGCCCGGCAUGAUCGACUCGGUGGGCGAGGGCCGCGGCUACGACUUUGCCGAGGCCGUGCGCUGGUUCGCCGACCGGGCCGACUACGUGCUGUUCUUCUUCGACGGCGAGAAGCCCGGCACCACGGGCGAGACGCUCAAGAUCUUCACCCAAUCGCUGAGCGGCAUGGACCACAAGCUCCUCAUCCUCAUGAACAAGGUCGACACCUUCAAGAACAUCGGCGACUUUGUGCGCACCUACGGCACCCUCUGCUGGAACCUGGCCAAGGUCAUCCCCUACAAGGACAUGCCCCAGAUACACACCACCUUCGUCCCCGUCGACGACGUCUCCGGCAAGUCCCUCGCCAAGCACCGACCCGCCCCCGCCGCCCCCGCCUCCUCCUCGGGCGCCGCCGACUCGGGCUCCUCCUCCUCCUCCUCGUCAUCGUCGUCGUCGCCGGCGAUCUCCUAUCGCUCGUGGUCGCUGGCCGAGUUCGAGCGCGCCGCGGAGAAGGUCAUCAAGAAGGUGUGGAGCGCGCCCUCGCGCCACGCCGACAACAUGAUCACCGAACUCAAGCGCUACAUCGAGCACCUCCUCAUGCACGCCCAGGCACCACCUCACACCCCCUCCCCCCUCCCCUCCAUCUCCAUCGUCAGCGUCAUCAGCGCGGCCCGCAACAGGCUGUGGUGGGCGCGCAUCAAGUGGUGGGUGGGCCUCGUGUUCUUCGCCUUCUUCACCACCUUCCUCGUCUUCCACUUCAACUUUGACCCGAGCCUCCGUCGCGCGUCGCUGUUGGACGUCCUCGUGGACCCCUACGCCGGAGUGCUGCCCCUCAUGGUCGGCCUCCUCGUGCUGCUCGUGGGCGGCACCCUCCUCAUCCCCCAUCUGCUGGCGAACGCGGAGAAGGAGAUGCUCAACAACCUGCACCCCCUCUUUGAGACCGCCUACGCCAAGGAGUUGAUGGGCGCGUCCGGGGACUACUACCGCGGGCUGUGGGAGGUGGUGCGUCCGACGAGCAGGUUCGCCAUCGAGAAGUUUGGCCUCCUGUCCUUCCCCUCGCUCUCCCGCAAGCAGCAGGCGCAGCUCCACCACAUCAUGACCCACGAGGUCGAGGAGAUGCUCGACCGCGUCCACACCACCCUCCAGCUCUGA
Acanthamoeba castellanii str. Neff is the source of this 1605-nucleotide messenger RNA. RefSeq lists its product as uncharacterized. Lineage: Eukaryota; Discosea; Longamoebia; Acanthamoebidae. The record is from RefSeq and is a predicted model, not a curated record. Bases 1 to 1605 code for a protein of 534 amino acids. The transcript is spliced from 8 exons.